Molecule: messenger RNA, 1521 nt
Organism: Prunus armeniaca (apricot)
Lineage: Eukaryota; Viridiplantae; Streptophyta; Magnoliopsida; Rosales; Rosaceae
Source: the annotation of a GenBank genome assembly
AUGUUUGUGAGCUUAGAAGAGAUCAGCUUGGAAUUCGUCAUUGCCAGUUUUCUUGGAGCUGAGUUUAUUUGGAGGAAGAAGAAGAAGAAGAAGAUGAUGAUUGGGACUUCUGAUGCAGUGACCCAUAAUGCCUACUCAAAUGGGUUGAUUCAGCACUCAAAUGAUUCUGUUGAGGAGAAGCUUGAUGAGCUUCGACAUCUAAUGGGCAAAACAGAAGGUGAUCCACUUAGGAUAGUUGGUGUUGGUGCAGGUGCUUGGGGAAGUGUCUUUGCUGCUAUGUUGCAAGAUAGUUAUGGUCACUUUAGAGAGAAGGUCCAAAUAAGAAUAUGGAGACGACCAGGAAGAUCUGUUGACAGAGCCACAGCAGAACAUUUAUUUGAAGUGAUCAAUUCAAGGGAAGAUGUGCUGAGGAGACUGAUUAGGCGGUGUGCUUACUUGAAGUAUGUUGAAGCAAGAUUAGGUGAUCGGACGCUUUAUGCAGAUGAGUUACUGAAAGACGGGUUUUGCAUCAAUAUGAUUGACACCCCUCUUUGCCCUUUGAAGGUUGUCACAAAUUUGCAGGAGGCUGUGUGGGAUGCUGACAUUGUGGUGAAUGGACUGCCAUCAACAGAAACUCGUGUGGUAUUUGAAGAAAUUAGUAGGUACUGGAAAGAGAGAGUAACAAUGCCAGUCAUCAUCUCUCUUUCAAAAGGUGUCGAGGCUGAAUUGGAGCCUGAACCACGCAUAAUUACACCCACUCAAAUUAUCAAUCGAGCAACUGGUGUUCCAAAUGAGAACAUUCUCUACCUUGGAGGACCCAAUAUUGCCUCAGAGAUUUACAACAAUGAAUACGCUAAUGCUCGCAUAUGUGGAUCUGAAAAGUGGAGAAAGCCAUUGGCCAAGUUUUUAAGGCAGCCCCACUUCAUCGUGUGGGACAAUGGUGACCUUGUUACUCAUGAAGUUAUGGGCGGAUUGAAGAAUGUGUAUGCCAUUGGAGCUGGAAUGGUAGCUGCGUUAACCAAUGAGAGUGCCACCAGCAAAUCGGUAUACUUUGCACAUUGUACAUCAGAGAUGAUAUUUAUCACCCAUUUGUUGGCCGAAGAACCAGAGAGGCUGGCAGGGCCUUUGUUGGCUGACACAUAUGUAACCUUAUUGAAAGGUCGUAAUGCAUGGUAUGGACAAAAGCUAGCCAAAGGGGAGUUAACCCUUGAAAUGGGUGAUAGCAUCAAGGGCAAGGGUAUGAUUCAGGGGGUCUCUGCUGUAAAAGCAUUUUUUGAGCUGCUAAGUCAUCCCUCUUUAAGUAUCCUACAUCCUGAAGAGAACGAGCCCAUUGCUCCAGUUGAGCUUUGCCCUAUCUUGAAGAUGCUAUAUAGAAUACUUAUAAUAAGGGAGUUUCCACCACAGGCUAUUCUUCAAGCGUUAAGGGAUGAGACCAUGAAUGACCCUCGGGAUCGUAUUGCGAUUGCACAAACCCAUGCUUUUUACAGGCCAUCCCUUCUUGGCCAGAAGUUUGAUGUGGAUAUCUCUUUCUUUUGCAUGUAA